AGGCUGUCGACUGGUGGGCGCUCGGCAUUCUCAUCUUCGAGAUGCUGGCGGGGUACCCGCCGUUCUUCGAUGAGAACCCCUUCGGCAUCUACCAGAAGGUACUCGCCGGCAAGAUAGAUUUCCCAAAGCACAUCCACCCCCGCGCCAAGGAGCUCAUCAAGCGGCUGCUGACGCACGACAGGGCGAAGCGCUUCGGCUGCCUCAAGAACGGCGCCGAGGACAUCCAGUACCACAAGUGGUACAAGGCCGUGGACUGGAAGAAGCUGGUCGCCAGGUGCGUGGAGACUCCGUACAUCCCGUCAGUGAGGGCAGCAGACGACACCUCGAUGUUCGACCGCUAUCCAGACAGCACUGAGGCGACGGCGCCCCCCGUCUCCGCAAAGGACCAGGCCCUCUUCGAGGAGACUUCGCAACUGUGAAGAUAGCGGCGGGCUGAACCCCCGGCGGCGGCGACGCAGGCCGCCGCAGCGACGCCGCAGCGGCGCUGCCCACAGGGCGCGCUAACUACGCGCGCGGCCCCGCCUGGCCAAGGCGCCGCCAGGCCUGGCUGCACGUCAGAGCGGCCCUCGGCCGCUUUCCUGACCAGAGGGGCCGCUCUUGCGUCAGCAGCCGGCCAGUCACCUCCGCUCGCGCCCCCGUCGCCGCCGUGCCUUGUCGAAUUGGCUGAGCUGCGGAGGAGGACGGCGAGGAGGGCAGGGGCGAAGGGCGGGCGCCGGAUCGAGCGGCCGCCAAUGUGCGCCCCUUGAGCGGCAGCUGUUUGGCUGCGGACGGGGGCGCCGAGGGAGCUCUGCCGCCACUCGGCGGCAGCGCUCUCUGCACUGCUGGUGGGCGCGGCAUCGUUCGGCGCUGUAGGCGGACCGUUGCGGCUCUAGCGAGUCGUCUGGUUUUCAUCAGCGGAGCGAGGGAGGGUACCGUCUGAAAUAGUCACGCAGCUGAUGCGCCUGGACCUUAUCCUCAUAGCAUGGGUGCGCGCGCGGUCCUCAGACGAAGCGACUGCCUCGGUACCUGUCAGGGUUUUUCCUUGUGCCACGGCUGUCGUUUCCCUCCUCCUGCUACGUGCCGCUAGCCUGUGCUUGCCGUCGGUCGUCGCCUGAGCUCCGCCUUGAUUGUUUGGAUGUUGAGUUCGAUCGCAUCCGAUACUCCCCCCUUGUUCUGCCUAAUUUCAACCCGCUGGCAGUCAGGCCGGGGUGCAUGUAUGCGCCAAUUGCUGCGUCGCCUGCUUGGCAGCCCCCCAGCAGGGGGCGGCUCGCCGCGGACCCUUGUGUCUCACCAGUGGCGGACUGGACGCUGGAAGGAUGGUCCUGUGUGACUCUGGGGGGGCGGCUUGUGGUUGAUAGCCGACCAAGCU
This is a messenger RNA of Prorocentrum cordatum, 1348 nucleotides long. The record is from the annotation of a GenBank genome assembly. NCBI's taxonomy places the organism in Eukaryota, Dinophyceae, Prorocentrales, Prorocentraceae.